GAGAGCCCACUUCAGUGAAUAGAUACAUUAAACAGGUUUUUUUGACGCCGCCAAAGAAAAAAUCGCUCCAGUUCGUUGUCUGAUUCCGGCACGUUACUUGGUAAAGAAGCCCCCGGAAAUUCCUAAAGAACAUCAUGGAAACUUUGCUAGAACAGCAAAGACGUUACCAUGAGGAACGCGAACGUUUGGUCAAACUCAUGGUCGAUGAGUAUGCCAACAAGAAAGCUAAUGAAAAAGACCGCAUUUAUUCCGAACAUCGGCUAAAGUACCUACUGGACAUGCAUUACAACUCAACGUCAAAGCUAAGAGAACUCUAUGAGGAUAAGGAUAAUGAGAGGAAAGCCGAAAUUCAGGCACUUUCAGGACCAAACGAAUUUAAUGAAUUUUACAAUCGUCUGAAACAAAUCAAAGAAUUCUACAAGAAGCACCCGAGCGAAGUAAGCAUUCCCUUGUCGGUGGAAUUUGAGGAAAUGGUAAAGGCGUACAAUAAUCCUGAUGAAAUGUCUGCCUUGGUGGAAUUUACGGACGAAGAAGGAGGUGGUCGUUACUUGGAUUUGAAUGAAUGCUAUGAGAUGUACAUCAAUUUACGAGGCGUGGAGAAGGUGGACUACAUUACAUAUUUGAUGACAUUCGAUCACGUCUUUGACAUUGCCAAGGAGCGAAAAAACAAAGAAUAUAAAAAAUAUUUGGAAGCUUUAAACGAGUAUUUGCACAAUUUUAUAAUGCGAGUAGAUCCAUUACAUGAUAUUGAAGAAGAGUUGGUGAAGGUUGAGUUAGAAUUUCAAAAGCAAUGGCUACAAGGUACCUUCCCCGGCUGGGCGAGCAAAGAAACCGAGUCGGCCUUGGCAAAUACUGGUGCUCACUUGGAUCUCUCUGCAUUUUCCAGUUGGGAAGAAUUGGCUUCACUUGGGCUGGAUCGUUUGAAAUCUGCACUAAUGGCUUUGGGAUUAAAAUGUGGCGGUACCCUGGAAGAGAGGGCACAACGAUUAUUUUCCACAAAAGGCAAAAAGACAUUGGAUCCUUCGCUCAUGGCCAAAAAACCUUCCAAAAGUACAACUGUACAAUCCAGGGAAAAUGAGCGACACAAGGAAAUUGCGCAAUUGGAAGCUUAUUUAUAUAAAUAUGCCGAACUGGUAUCGGAACAAAGAAGUGCUACCAAGGAAAAUGUUCAACGCAAGCAGGCGCGAACUGGCGGCGAGCGUAACGACAGUGAUGUCGAGGCCAGCGACUCAGAUUUGGACGAUGAUCCAGAUGCCGAUGAUAUUCCAUAUAAUCCCAAAAAUCUUCCUUUGGGUUGGGAUGGCAAACCUAUACCAUAUUGGUUGUACAAACUGCAUGGCUUGAAUAUAAGUUACAAUUGUGAAAUAUGUGGCAAUUAUACAUACAAAGGACCGAAAGCAUUUCAGCGCCACUUUGCCGAGUGGCGUCAUGCUCAUGGAAUGCGAUGUUUGGGUAUACCGAAUACAGCGCAUUUUGCCAAUGUAACACAAAUUGAGGAUGCUAUUACGUUGUGGGAAAAAUUAAAAUCGCAAAAAACAGCGGAACGUUGGAUAGCAGAUCAAGAGGAGGAGUUUGAAGACUCCCAAGGCAAUGUAGUGAAUCGUAAAACAUAUGAGGAUUUGAAGAGGCAAGGUUUGCUUUAAGUAAAUUUAAAAACACCAAUAUGGGACUAAAAA
Musca domestica (house fly) is the source of this 1676-nucleotide messenger RNA. RefSeq names its product splicing factor 3A subunit 3 (gene noi). Gene Ontology annotation, cellular component: nucleus; spliceosomal complex. The record is from RefSeq and is a predicted model, not a curated record. Gene Ontology annotation, molecular function: RNA binding; zinc ion binding. NCBI's taxonomy places the organism in Eukaryota, Metazoa, Arthropoda, Insecta, Diptera, Muscidae. Gene Ontology annotation, biological process: mRNA splicing, via spliceosome. The transcript is spliced from 2 exons. The coding region runs from base 135 to 1643 and encodes 502 amino acids.